AUGCGGAUCUUCCCUAUUCUCGCCAAAUUCACCGCACCCAAAAUCACUAAUGCAGUAAACUCUUCCUUGAACAGGUCCAUUGAGAUGGAGCUGCACUCUUUCCUGAGGAAACUGGAGAGGGAGUCCGUGUCGCCAGGCCAUGGCUACGGACUCGAGACGUUGAUCGGCAACUGGGUAGAGGAGCGACACGACCUGGCUUAUGUAACCAGGCCGCAACCGUUGACAUCUGAAUACUCCAACAACUUUUGCACAAGCAACCAGAAGGACUGCGAUAGAAGCCUCAACCUCAAACCAAACCCAGCACCAAACUAUCCUGGUCGGAACUACUUCGCGUUCCCGGGACACCAGCCAGAACUUGACGGCGACCAGACAGCACAUUCCAGCAUGAUCACCUCCUACAUGGCGGCCAACGCCUACUGGGCCAAACUUAUGGCGUCACACAAAGACGAAUAA
Molecule: messenger RNA, 453 nt
Organism: Protopolystoma xenopodis
Lineage: Eukaryota; Metazoa; Platyhelminthes; Monogenea; Polystomatidea; Polystomatidae
Source: the annotation of a GenBank genome assembly